Messenger RNA from Peromyscus maniculatus bairdii (prairie deer mouse), 1815 nucleotides. The record is from the annotation of a RefSeq genome assembly. Lineage: Eukaryota; Metazoa; Chordata; Mammalia; Rodentia; Cricetidae.
AUAAAUACUAUCACAUCUUCAAUCCUUCUAAUUUUCUUUCUACUGACAUUUCCUAUUAUAUUAUCAAUAACAAACUUAAUCAAAUCAAUUAAUUUCCCAAAUUACGUAACCCUGUCAAUCAAAUACGCUUUCCUAUUAAGCCUAGUACCACUAACUACAUUCUUCUCAUCCAACACCGAUAUACUAAUCACCAACUGACACUGAAUAACAAUUAACACUAUAAAAUUAUCUGUCAGCCUAAAAUUUGACUUCUUUUGUAUUAUCUUCCUAUCAGUAGCAUUAUUUGUGACUUGAUCAAUUAUAGAAUUCUCAUCCUGAUAUAUACACUCAGACCCCCACCUAAAUCGAUUCAUUAAAUAUCUACUCAUAUUCCUUAUUACAAUAAUUAUUUUAACCUCAGCCAAUAAUCUAUUCCAACUAUUUAUCGGAUGGGAGGGAGUAGGUAUUAUAUCAUUCCUUUUAAUCGGCUGAUGAUACGGUCGAACAGAUGCAAACACUGCAGCUCUACAAGCUAUCUUAUACAACCGCAUUGGAGACAUUGGAUUUAUCCUAACAAUAGCCUGAUUCUGCUUACACUCCAACUCCUGAGAACUACAACAAAUCUUCAUAACCAAUGACCCAACAAACAUCGCCCCCCUUAUAGGACUCCUAAUCGCAGCCACAGGAAAAUCAGCCCAAUUCGGACUACACCCAUGACUACCUUCAGCUAUGGAAGGUCCAACACCAGUAUCAGCCCUACUUCAUUCUAGCACAAUAGUAGUAGCAGGAAUUUUUCUCAUAGUACGCUUCCACCCAAUCACAUCAAACAACAACCUUAUUUUAACUAUAAUAUUAUGCCUAGGAUCAAUCACAACCCUAUUUACAGCUAUUUGCGCACUAACACAAAAUGAUAUUAAAAAAAUCGUAGCAUUUUCCACAUCAAGUCAACUAGGACUAAUAAUAGUAACACUCGGGAUCAAUCAACCAUAUCUAGCUUUCCUUCACAUCUGCACCCAUGCAUUCUUUAAAGCAAUACUAUUUAUAUGCUCUGGAUCGAUUAUUCACAGCCUAAACGACGAACAAGAUAUUCGAAAAAUAGGAAACCUGACUAAACCCAUACCAUUUACUUCCUCAUGCCUAAUAAUUGGCAGCCUAGCCCUGACAGGGAUACCCUUCCUAACAGGCUUCUACUCAAAAGACCUAAUCAUCGAAGCCGCAAACACGUGCUAUACCAACGCCUGAGCCCUACUAAUCACACUUAUUGCCACCUCUUUAACAGCCGUCUAUAGUAUACGAAUUAUUUAUUUUGUCUCUAUGACUAAACCACGAUUCCCGCCAAUAAUUAUUAUUAAUGAAAACAACCCUAAACUAAUAAAUCCGAUUAAACGAUUGGCAUUAGGAAGUAUCCUAGCAGGAUUCUUUAUUUCACAAAAUAUUCCACCUACUACUACUCAAAUCAUAACUAUGCCAUGAUACCUAAAAACCACAGCUAUAAUUGUAACAAUCUCAGGAUUUAUUAUCGCAUUAGAACUUAACAAUCUAACUUCAAACCUAGUAAUAAAUAAGCCAACACCAUCAUCAUCAUUCUCAACAUCACUUGGGUAUUACCCUUUAAUCAUACACCGACUCCUACCACUAAAAAUAUUAACAAAAAGCUUCAACACAUCACUACAAUUAUUAGACUUAGUCUGACUAGAAAAAACUAUCCCCAAUACCACCUCUACCUUACAAACAACAGCCUCAAAAAACCUAGCUAACCAAAAAGGUCUUAUUAAAUUAUAUUUCCUAUCAUUUCUAAUUACAUUUUUAUCUAUUCCCAUCCUAUUUAUUACCUAA